AUAACCUCCCUAGCUAAGGAACAAAUCUGAUAAUGUUGGGCCUAUCUCACAUCAUGGGAGGGAGAACAGAAGAACUUGGAGACAAAUCUGCCCCAGUACCACAGUGAACAGGGAUGGAAUUUGGGACGCUGAAGUGACUAGCCAGCAUCGAACCACCUGAGAUAUGGACAGGCAGAAUUCUAAGAAUCACAAUGAGAGUAAAUUCAGUUACUAUGUAUUCAGGGGCUGACAGUUUGUAUGUUCUCUGAGCUGUGUAACCUGUUUUCAACAUGGUUCUGUAACCUGCAUAAAGACUUAAAAAUUUUUAGAAAUAUCUGCCUACAUUUGAAGUCGCUCUUGUAAUACUAUCGUUUGCAGUUUCAGAAUUACUCAUAUAAUGGCAAUAAUCUCAACAUUAAAAUGUCUAGAUCCCGAAAGGCCUGCGAGCUCUUGUAAAUACAGAUUAUGCAAUAUGUAAUAAUUUCUUCAGUACCUUAGCGAGUACUGUUAUGUAACGCCUCACAGCGUUGCGGUUGCGUAACAGCUCCGUUACCUGCAAUGGUUGCCUGUUGACUAACACGAGCCGGUGUCUGUUACGUCACUGCGUUGCUGUGCUAUAUAAAGCGUUCGUAUGUGCCACAUAAGUUCAGUUUCUAGCUGUGUGCGAAGGAAGCAAGACGAGUUCUGGAAGGAAUGGAUCGAAGAAUGGACGAAUUUAGCAGUGAGCUGUACAGUGGGAGUGAAAGCAUCAAAUACAGCAACCGAGUAAUCCUCAGCCGUCGUCAGAAGAAGAAGCUCGCUCGUCAACGUAGAGAAAAUCAAGAUCAAGAUGGCAUUCCAGCAAACAACAUGAGCAAGAGCGGAGCCAAGGGUUUACGGUCAGUCGAUUCUGGACACGGGAAAAUAAAUGGACAAAUUAUCACCAGUGCCCCCGCACUACGCCUGCAUUCCGAGAUGAACAUAACGAACAGAAUCCUUACAAUAUUUCUGAGUCAUUAUAUCAUAAGUUCCGAUCAGCUUCUACGUCUAGGCUACCCCGUCGAGAGUCGCGUACAUCCUGGAAAAGCAGUUAUCUACAAUGACCCUACUGUUUACAAACUCUUCCAACGGGGCAAAACUUCCUCACGAUUAAACGUCAAUGCUACUGAAUUCGUUCCUUUAUGGGCAACUGAAAAUUGCCAACAGGAAUCCCAUGGUAUCAUAACAAGAAGAAGCACAUCAAAUAUCAUGGAAAACGAACAUCGGCUAUUAGAGAAGGCCGUAAAUGAAACUGAAGGCAAUCAGAACAGUGAUAAGUUUAGUGGUAACCGUGGUGUCGCUGCAUUUCUCUGUGAUAAGAAACUCAGCUACGAACGCUACGAUGGAGGGCGGCGUGAAGGUAAUAGCAGACCUAGAAGAGGCUGGACUGUGAAAUUUCAAGGCGUGACGAAAAAGGACAGUAAAUCAUCAAACGGUACCCUGAAGAGCGAGGGCGAAGAUCAGCAGUUGAGUGAUACUAGGGAGAAGAAGUGUGCCCGCUGUGGUCGUGGUUUCUAUUUAACAGUGGAGGGGAAAUACGCGACUCAAGAAAAGUGUAUUCAUCACUGGGGCAAGAUAGAGAAGGCAGUGGCACCCCAGCUGCCCCAGCCCCGCAAGGUCGGUGUUGUCGGUCCUGUGAGAACAAUAAGACGUUACAGUUGCUGUGGAGGUAAUCCAAGUUCAGGUGGGUGUAGUGUGGGUGAACUACAUGUGUGGAAUGGCGUCGGCCCUGGAGUGAAUGACCCACUUGAUGGUUAUGUUCAAACUCGUGUUUGUAAGACUUUUCCCCCUGAUGGGAAUUUUGGUAUUUAUGCAGUAGACUGUGAGAUGUGUUACACAGCACGUGGCACUGAACUAAUUAGAGUGACUGUGGUGGCGUCCGAUGGUCAUCUCGUGUACGACAGGUUGGUGAAGCCAGAGAGCGACAUUAUAGAUUAUAACACGAGGUUUUCAGGAAUCACGGCACGUGAUCUCAAUGAGAAUGACACAAAAUCAUUACGGGAUGUCCAGAACGAUUUAAUGGGCUUCAUAAAUGCCGACACUAUACUUGUGGGUCAUGGAUUAGAGAAUGACCUUCGUGCCCUGCGCAUUAUCCACGGCAGUGUGGUUGACACAUCUGUAAUAUUUCCUCACUCUAAUGGUCUUCCAUAUCGUCGGUCCCUGAAGUCACUCGUAAGCGAGUUCUUGGAGAGAGAUAUCCAGCAGGAUUCAUCUGGACAUUGCAGUUUUGAAGAUGCAAGGGCCUGCAUGGAACUGAUGUUGUGGAGGAUCAGAACAGAUUUUAACUACAUUUUUCAAAGUGGUGUACAAAAUCUUUUGCAGUUGCAGAAUAAAUCUGAAUGUAUAUGCUGUUAACUGAA
Cryptotermes secundus is the source of this 2357-nucleotide messenger RNA. RefSeq lists its product as uncharacterized. Gene Ontology annotation, molecular function: exonuclease activity; nucleic acid binding. Gene Ontology annotation, cellular component: nucleus. The coding region runs from base 673 to 2352 and encodes 559 amino acids. The transcript has a single exon. The record is from RefSeq and is a predicted model, not a curated record. Lineage: Eukaryota; Metazoa; Arthropoda; Insecta; Blattodea; Kalotermitidae.